UAAUAGCUGCGAGCGGAUAAUAACUGAAUAACGAUAUCGAAUAAUUGGCAAUAACAAUGAAUAGCAAUAACUGGGCAACGGCAAUAAUAAUUGAUUAAAGACGAGGUAAAGAAAUUGUCGUAAUGGCAAGCCCGAGUUAUUUUCCUAUGCGUAAUAACAAUAAUUAAAUAAUAAAAUAAUUGGCCGAAUAGAGCAUCACUCGACAGCCAUUUUAAAAGUCUCGUCUUGUGAUUGGUUGAUCGCGCUUUCCAAUUGAGCUGUUUACGUUUUGCUCUGUCGACCUAAUCUGAUUGAUUUGAUGCUUUGACACCACCCACAAAAACAUUUAUAUACAUUUGUGUACAUUUGUAUAAAAUAUUUAUAUUAUUUAUAUACGAAUACAACAUUUUACUUCGCAUCUAUCAAACUGAUCUCUGCAGAAAUAGUGAAUUUUCAUGAAUUCACUGUAUGAUUUGAUGGUUGUACGAUGUUUGAAAGUUACAAAGAGUAAAUUAUUUGGAUAAAUUCAAGCGACUAAUAUAUUUGAACAAUAUACAUAUUUCAUUUGAGGUUAUGGGAAGAGCUUGUUGUGUCUUGGGAUGUGUCUCAGGAGGUGACGUACCUUCUCAUCAAAUACCCAAGAAUCCAGACCUCUUUAGAAAAUGGAAGAAUGCGAUUUAUUCUACAAAAAUUGAACAAUUGACCGACGAACAGCUAAGCAAAUGUACUGUGUGCCAUCAUCACUUUAUUAGUGAGGAUUAUUUAGUAACAUAUAGAGUGAGAAAAUUGAAACGUGGUGUCGUGCCUUCCGUAAAUCUGCCAUAUAGACCAGUUAAGGAAGGAAAUAUAGAAUCAAAUGCAAGCAUAAACAUAUCCACGGAAGUAAAAGUAAAAGUAGAAGAAACUAUGGAAGAAGAGGCAAGUACAUUUGCGGUUGGGUUAUUUGAGGAUCUUCCAGAAACAUUGGAUUUGCUUAAGCAAUCUUCAAUUCCUGAAGAAGCAUCUGAGCAAUCAUGUCAACAACUUGACAUGAAUAUGGAACAAAUCAGUUUAAUUCCAGAUGUAUCUAAAGCAAUUUUUAAAACCGAAACAUCAAAAAGAAAACUAGUAAGGCUAACAGAAGAGCAAUGUCAACGUAAAAAACAAGCUGAGAAAUAUGCAAAAGCACCUACGAUACAAAAGCUCUUAUCUUUUCUAACAGUUACUGAAAGAUCAUCUCUUCAAAGAAAGAUAAAAAGCUCUAAAUACGCACCAAAAGUAUAUAUAAGACUAUAUCAUGAUAUUGCUAAGAAAAAAGCUCUUAGUCAGUUGUGAAAUGUAUUUAUUUUAUGUUAUAUUGAUUUUAUGUUCUAAAAAAGAGGCAAAAAUUGACUGAGGUACCAAAUUAUCUAACACUUAAGAAAGAAUGUGCUCUAAUUGCAAGAUACCAUUUCCUAUAUCAUAUUUUAAGUAAAAAUUUUACCCGAAAAAGUAUUUUUUUGUUUUAUAAUGAAAAGGAAUAAUAUUUUACUUAGAAUAUUCCCUUUUUAGUUUUAAAAAAAUCAUCUUGCAGCUAUAGCAUAAGAGUAUUCUAAUAAGAAUGAAAUUAUAUUUUUUUAGAUGUAGUCUUCUAUAUAUUUUCGAGAAGACAUAAUUUAAUGUAAUCACAAUGUAUUAUAAUUGUGAUGCAAAUUGUAAUUUUAAUAAAAAUUGACACAAAAUUCUGUGUAAAAUUAUAGCAAAUUUGUAUACCGAGAGAAUAUAGCUUUACUAUAAUUACAAAAAAAAGUAAAGAUUUCUUUUUACAAUGUCUGUAGGAUUCUCCUUAGCGAAAUACGUUGAGGGUAAUAAAAAUAAUUGCUCGCACAGCGCGUCGAUCGAUACAACGGUGGUUUUACUGUAUUUUUAAAAACGAAUACAUGAAAUAUACAUUUAUAAUUUAUAUAAUUAGUAGAAGGGUUAAUUUUUUGUUUCUGUGGGGGAAUAGAAUCUAAACGCUAUCUUAUCGUUAACGACGUCGCAGAGAGUACAGCAUAUCCUUUCUGAACACAAUCUUCAUGGGGGGAUUCUGUUGAGCAUUUUUACUCAUUGGCGACUCUUCUACGCGCAGAGAGAAUCUCUAUGAUAAUAAACCGUUGACCGAUCUGGGAUCUUAUUUUCGAAAAAUAUCGCAUACGAUAUUUCUAUGAAAAACUAUAGUUCAUGUUACAUAUAUUAUAGUUUUUUAUCGAAAUAUCGUAUAUGAUAUUUUUCAAGAAUACGGCUCCUGGUGUAACUAUCCGAGAACCGGGUAGUCAUUUACUUGUGUGUCCUCCGGAUCCCGGGCGAACUAAAAGCGAUCUGUUCGUUCAUGAGAGGAUACAAGUCGGAGGUACAGCGAAUACGAACCUUUCUUAGAGGGAUGGUGGGCGAGAAUUAACGUUGCGAUUACAAAGUGUUCUCGUACGUGACACAUACACCCAAUAGAUCGUCUAACGAAUUAAAAUAUAAAAAAAAAAAUAUUCUCAUCUCGAGAAUUAUUUAUACAUUUAUUAAUCUAUAUACAUAGUCUCAAUUUAUAUAUAUAGAAUACUUUAGAUGUACUAGGUGGGUUUUUACCUUUUACGUACGUAUUUCAUUCCUCGCUUAUCUCUUCUUCCUCUUCUUGCUCCUCUACGUUCGUUAAUUACGAGAUGCAAUUUAAGACGUGGUCAAUUCCGCGAUCGUUUCUUCACGAUAUAGCUGAUACUUUGCAUCUCCGAAAUUAGGAUAUACUUUCUUUACUCGCGUACUAUGAACGAAAACGCAAAAUCAGUAGAACAUUUUACUGUUUCUUUUUUCAAAUUACAACUGAGAAACUAUAGUACGACGACGGUAGCGAAGUCGUUUUCAAGAAUCCGCAAGAAUGAGUCACGCGGGAUUUGCGUGCGUAAAAGGUAUUCUAAAGGGAAAGUGUGAAUACGAACGGAACAUCGUGGUUAGUGCCAUAGUAAUGCGUUCAAGGCCGAUAUGAGACUAUGAAAUGAUUUUAUCUUUCUCUCUUUUAAAUAUACCUUAUUGUACAUAAAAAUAAUGAAAAUAUACAUACAAUAAUAAUU
Odontomachus brunneus is the source of this 3035-nucleotide messenger RNA. RefSeq lists its product as uncharacterized. The coding region runs from base 553 to 1293 and encodes 246 amino acids. The transcript is spliced from 2 exons. Lineage: Eukaryota; Metazoa; Arthropoda; Insecta; Hymenoptera; Formicidae. The record is from RefSeq and is a predicted model, not a curated record.